This is a messenger RNA of Vitrella brassicaformis, 2497 nucleotides long. NCBI's taxonomy places the organism in Eukaryota, Vitrellaceae. The record is from the annotation of a GenBank genome assembly.
AUAAAGGCUUGACUGAAGGAAGCAUGGAUGGGCACAGGAAUGGACAUGUACACACCUGGAGUCCUCAGGCAGAGCUGUCUUGACACUCACGCGAACACGCAAAGACACUCAGACCCUCCGUCUCGCUCUCUCCCCCUUCUCAACUGUCUGUCACCGAAUUGCCCAAACCACUCGCCACUCACCGCACACACACGAGAUCAGGCGAAUUACCGCCUUCAAGGCGUCCGUCCCAUGACAGGUUCCACCCACCCCCUGUGUGCUGUGCUGUGCUGUGCUGUCCUCAUCGUUUGCCGUGUGUGUGAGCGGUGAGGAAGUAGAGCCGGUAGGUGAGGAAGAGGGUCGCCUGGGCCGCACACAGCAGCCCCAUCAGCAGGUACCGAAAUCGCGGCAGCGACACCGUCAGAUCCCUGAUAGAUAGCCACACAGAGGGAGGGAGGGAGGGGGGGAGGAUGUGCGUGUGUGCUGUCCUGGGGUCGGUCCGUCAAUCUCUCUAACGUACGUACGUGUAGAGGUUGAUGCAGAUGAACGAGAUGGAGAUGGCCAUGCCGACGGACACGGCAACCCACUUGAGCCACUGCACCACACAGACAGACACACACACAGACGCCACACUCGCUCCGUGACCCAGUCGUUGCAUCGCUGUCUCUCCGGUCGGCCUGCUCACUGACCUCGAGUGGUGCGAUGCAGAUGAGAGAGACGGGGAUAAACACGAACAGCGAGUACCCAUACACGCAGAUCAACUGACAGGCGCAACCCAACGCAACCCAACGCACAGACAGAUGCGAUCAGAUGGGAUGGGCGCAAAUCAAAUGCCUCCCUCCCUCCCUCCCUGGCCGCCUCCCUCUCACUCAUUCACUCACUUGUCUGAAGUUGAUGGAGUCUGAUCCCGAGCCCGUGAAGUAGAGCAGCAGCCGAGACACCAAUGGCACGCCGAACAAAAAACCGUACACCUGGUUGACCACACGACACACGCACACACCCCACAAUGAACGACUGAAUGACAGACACCUUGUUUGUGCGGUGCGUGUGUCUGUGUGGUGUGUGUGUGCAUUUGUGUGUGCCGUGCCGCCAACACAACCAACGCACCACUGUUGCCGCGACGGUGAAGAAGACAAAGUCCGUCGACUUCAUCUGCUACAUCAGACACACACACACCAUUUAUUCUUACUUAUGUGGUCGGUCGGUCGAGUGAGUGAGUGAGUGGGUGGUGUCCGCGCUUAUCUGCGUAAGUGCGUAAGUACCUUCUGUUCGAUGAACAGGGCGUAGUUGCCUGUGGCCGCGAGGAAUAUGAUGACCGUCGUGGCGAUCCAGAAAGGGCCAUAACUGAAUGACACACACACACACACACACACGCACACACACAGAGAGAGAGAGAGAGAGUGUCCGUUCUUCGGUUGAUCAGGAGUGUGUCCUCUGCUGUUUGUUUGCUCGCUCACAAGUCAGGGUUGGUUCUGAAGUCCGACUCGCCGCCACUCGACACAGACUUGAACGGUACCGUGGCCAGCAUGAUGCGCUGCGGACAACAACCAACACAGAAAACUCGCAUUCAUUCAUUCGCCCUGGACUGCCUCGCGAGACUCACUCACCUUGACCACAUCUGCCGUCGUGACAUCGAAGAACUGCUGCAUCCAACUGGUGCGCACACACACACGCACAACACACACAUGUACACAAUGCAUUCAGUCAGUCCUGCUGUCGAAUUUGUUUGUUUAUGUGUGCGAGUGAGUGCUUACGCGAGGUCAGGGCAGCACCGGAGUGCCCGCACGUCCCGCCCCCCCGUCAGCGACACUGUGGGUGCCUCAGACCGGCCACCCGGCUCGCUGGUGAAGCUGUCCAUCCUACCCUGCCAGCCACACACACACAGAAACCGUCACUCGUUCGCUCUCUGAAGAGGUAUCAGUUCUCUGCAGCAGAGGACACAGAUGCGUACCUCGAUAGCCGUCUGCUGCGACGGUUUCUGCGCCCCCUUUGACAUGUCCAUCAUGCCGCCCCGCGAGGCGCCUGUGGCGGGGCCGUCGAGGCUGCCCGUCAGCGGCCGGCUCUGGCUGUUGAGAUCCAAAUCCUACACCAUCCAUAGUAAUGAUGCCGUCAGCUGUGUACCGACACGCACUCCCUCUCUCUGUCCUCGCGUGUGUGAGCUUCUGUUGGUGCCUGGCUGACCUCAAAGUUGACUUGGUAGACGUCGCCCGAGUUGAGAGCGCCGGCUCCUCCCCUGCUGCUGCCGGGCGGCUGGUGCGCCUCGGUCUCCAUGGCGGGUUUGUCCCAGGUGGUGACGUUGGUGACAGCAUUGUGGUAGUAGGGCUUGCCGUCGUCGGUCAUGUACAUGGUCCAGUUCGGGGGGAGCCCUUCUGUCGACAUCCUGCCGCCCGAUGUGUGUGUGCUGACCCGAGUGACUGACGCGCUGCCGGCGUAUGUUUUGAAACAGGCAGAUCUGACAAGCCUCGAAGCUGCUGUGGUGUCACUGCCCUGCAGGACCACCAGAACCACGAUGCCGACG